AUGACCGAAGAGGAUCUUCUACUGGAUCCAGUAGGCGACGACUAUCCAAGCCUGGUUGGUGAGGCUCUGCUCUCGUUGGACAACGACGAAUUCAGUUGCUCGGCAUCGCUUUCUGAAAAUGGUUAUGUAUGGAUGGUGGUAGGACGAAGACUAUUCGUUUGGAAACUUGAAAAUGAGAAGGCAUCAGCGAAUGCUGCGUAUCAACUGUCACUACCGCCAUCGGGACUUCCGUAUAAUGUGCGAACGGUUCGGGUCUAUUUGAGACCGAAUUCGUCGAAUGUUGGCGUGAUAGCUAUUUCACCCGAAGGGACGAUCAGGCAUUGGCCGAAUAUUGGUCGCAGUUACAGCGAUUCGUCAGUGGAUUUGGAACGCGAGGUGGCGCUUUCACUCGAUGAAGUUAUCGAUAGUGGUGAGCUGGUUCAAAUUUGUUUUUUAGUGUAUUCAACACCAAUUGAUUCGAAAAGGCAUCAAAUGUUUUUGAUUUUGUAA
Anisakis simplex (herring worm) is the source of this 489-nucleotide messenger RNA. NCBI's taxonomy places the organism in Eukaryota, Metazoa, Nematoda, Chromadorea, Rhabditida, Anisakidae. The record is from the annotation of a GenBank genome assembly.